AUGAGAGCUGUAUUUGCUAAGACCUUUUCCCCGCUCUUCGCACUCUUGCUGGUAACGUCCUCUGUUUUGGCUAAGAGUUUGCAUAGCAGUCGAAACAAAGAUGAUUGCCGUUCUCUGAGAAUAAAGAAUAAGACAGGAAAACACGUCAAGAAAUGUUAUCCUGGGUACCCGCGAAAACCAGUCUCAUAUUUGCCUUACCGAAAUUGCUACCGAAGAUUCUUCGCAGGCAAGAAACCACCGGAAGGUUUCCGACGAAGUAAUUCUCACAAUUCCAAUAUUAGAUAUAUCUGUCAGAAGCCAAAUGGAAGACACGAGAGUCGAUAUGGAACAAUGUUUGACGAAAGUUUGGGACUGGCGGUAUUUUCAGCUUACACCUUAACAGCCAAUGAUGUUGCUUUCCAAGACCGAGAGCGCCCAGCUUCGUGGGCUAGAACACCAGGUAUUAAAAAUCAGGGAAGUGAUGCAAUAUACCCAAGCUUACCAUACAUUCGAGGUCAGUUAGUCCCCGCACUUACCUUAUCGAGCACUGGAAAAGAUAACGAGGGAUGGCUUUCGACUUUCACCUACACAAACGCUGUUCCACAACGGCCAGAUUUUAACAUGGGAGAGUGGUUUGAGUUUGAAAACAAGAUUCGAUCUUAUGCAAGAAAUGACUGCAUCGCAAAUGGUGGCAAGCUGUACCUUUUAACUGGUACGUCAUUCGUUCAUUCCGAACCUGAUUGGCCGAUUUGGCCAAGAGAUCCCAAGAGACAACCAUGGUUGGCUAAUAUUAAAAACAAUUAUCUUAUUCCUAAUGAUCCUCCGAUAGCUAUUCCGGUAUCUUUAUGGACGGCUGGAUGUUGUAUUGACUUGAAAAAUGGAGACGUGAAGGGGAAUUUUGCAGUGAUUGGAAAUAACGAAGAAGAUUCUCAAUUGAUGCACACCAGGCAAAUUUCGGUGGACCAAUUGCAGAGUAUCCUCAAACAAGACGAAAAAGUGAAUGAGAAUUCAAACAGAGUAACGCUCUUCCCAGCCACACGGGGUUGCUCGAAGGAGUCCAAACAAAUCACUUUACCAUUGUUUUGAAGGACUACAAUAGGUUUGGGUAUGGGAGGGGUGGGAAGGGAUAUGCAUCUCCCAGUCCUCACUGAGGAGAAACGUUUCAUUUAUUGCGCUUGACUAUUACCAGUCCCACAAGGGGAAAUAGUUUCCCAAUAUCGGACCUGGGUGACUCGGAAUAAAAUUUAAUUUUAAACAAGUGCAAACGUUUUGAAUAUAGAUACUGUGUCGUUGAAGGUUACAUUACUCAAAGGAGAUACGAUAGGACAAAGUUGAAAGGGGAGAAAUGAUAAGACAAAGACCACUGCAAGGCUCAUAUAACGUUAUAUAUUUUCGAAAACUUUCCAAUGAAAAGUAAAAUAUAACCUGUUCUAUGACGCUAAAUUUAAAUAAUGAAAGUAUGGAAUUUAGACUACAACUACAUGUUACAAUUGUAAUGACAGCGAUGAUUUAUACGAAGUGUACGAAGCUUUAGCUUUGUCUGUGCAUGAACAAUACAAGAUCCUUGAAAAAUUCAGGGUUACUAAAUAUAGAAAGUGCAUGUGUGGAUAAUUAGAAUUCUUUCAAUUGUGAGGUAAAAACUAUUAAAUAAAUUUCGCGUUUCCUUUA
Stylophora pistillata is the source of this 1647-nucleotide messenger RNA. RefSeq lists its product as uncharacterized. The record is from RefSeq and is a predicted model, not a curated record. Lineage: Eukaryota; Metazoa; Cnidaria; Anthozoa; Scleractinia; Pocilloporidae. Gene Ontology annotation, molecular function: nucleic acid binding; hydrolase activity; metal ion binding.